This is a messenger RNA of Colletotrichum lupini, 369 nucleotides long. RefSeq lists its product as uncharacterized. The coding region runs from base 1 to 369 and encodes 122 amino acids. NCBI's taxonomy places the organism in Eukaryota, Fungi, Ascomycota, Sordariomycetes, Glomerellales, Glomerellaceae. The transcript is spliced from 2 exons. The record is from RefSeq and is a predicted model, not a curated record.
AUGAUCCUGCUCAUCAUCAACGGCCGGCCGCGCCCGGCGAAAUCCUUCUCGCUGGGCUUUAUGAUCGUGUGCAGCAUCAUCACGCCGUUGUUCGGCGGCGCGGCCGUGGCCGAGUCGCUGCUAACGAAGUUCACCGAGGACAUCGUCAAGCUGGGCACUACCCGACACAACAUCGUCAGCGCCGUCGAAGCUUUCUCAGUGGCAGGCGUUCCCGACGGCACGCUGCGCUCCGACGUCCGCGCCGAUAACGUGGUGGCUAGCCUCGUAGUCGCUGGUAGUGCUGUGGGAGUGGCGGCGGCGAACGACGAGCCUGGCGAUGUCGCGGGCCUAGAAGCCGAUCUAGAACGCCGCGAUGCCAACGAGAAUUGA